This is a messenger RNA of Vidua chalybeata, 1090 nucleotides long. It is a transcript of the gene SUPT4H1, whose product is annotated as SPT4 homolog, DSIF elongation factor subunit. Gene Ontology annotation, cellular component: DSIF complex; nucleus. Gene Ontology annotation, molecular function: zinc ion binding; RNA polymerase II complex binding. Lineage: Eukaryota; Metazoa; Chordata; Aves; Passeriformes; Viduidae. Gene Ontology annotation, biological process: mRNA processing; chromatin organization; regulation of transcription elongation by RNA polymerase II. The coding region runs from base 404 to 766 and encodes 120 amino acids. The record is from RefSeq and is a predicted model, not a curated record. The transcript is spliced from 5 exons.
GAUCCAGGGCCGGGGCGGGUCCGUUCCCGUUCCCGUUCUCGUUCCCGAUCCCGGGGCGGAUCCGGGGCGGGUCCGUUCCCGGGGUGGAUCCGGGGCCGGGGCGGAUCUGUUCUCGUUCCCCUUCUCGUUCCCCUUCUCGUUCCCGAUCCCGGGGUGGAUCCGGGGCCGGGCCGGGUCCGUUCCCGUUCUCGUUCCCGUUCCCGUUCCCGGGGUGGAUCCGGGGCCGGGGCGGAUCUGUUCUCGUUCCCGUUCGCGUUCUCGUUCCCCUUCUCGUUCCCGAUCCCGGGGUGGAUCCGGGGCCGGGGCGGGUCCGUUCCCGUUCUCGUUCCCGUUCCCGGGGUGGAUCCGGGGCCGGGGCGGGUCCGGGGCCGCGGCGCAGUCGCAGAAUGAGACCCGCGCAGCGAUGGCCGCGAUCUCGCUGGAGACCGUCCCCAAGGACUUGAGGCACCUGCGCGCCUGCCUGCUCUGCUCCCUCGUCAAGACCAUCGACCAGUUCGAGUACGAUGGCUGUGACAACUGCGAAACGUAUCUGCAGAUGAAGGGCAACCGUGAAAUGGUCUAUGACUGCACCAGCUCCUCCUUUGAUGGGAUCAUCACCAUGAUGAGCCCUGAGGACAGCUGGGUCUCCAAGUGGCAGCGGAUCAGUACCUUCAAGCCAGGUGUCUAUGCAGUGUCUGUGACUGGCCGCCUGCCCCAAGGGAUCGUCCGAGAGCUGAAGAGCCGUGGCGUGGCCUACAAGUCUCGGGACACAGCCAUAAAAACCUGAAGGGCCCUUGUGCUGCCUGGAGAUCCCAGUGCUGCGUGGAAGAGGCAGUGGGUACUGCUCCAAAACCUCUGAGCUUUAUCCUGUAGGGAAGUGGGGCUGGACUCGGAGUGUGCUGGCUCAGCUCCCUUCGCUCAGUACCUCCAGACUCCACCACACCACAGACCACAGACAUUUAUCUGAGCCUUGACAGGGGGGAGGGUGUGAGUAGAGCUGGAAAAGUGUGUUUAAUCAUGAUGCCCAAGCUUUUUUACAAUUGGUGUGGGAAAGAGGGGAUUUGGGAAAUAGCUGUGUAAAUAGUUCAAUAAAACCCACUGCCUGACCAGG